This is a messenger RNA of Sorex araneus (European shrew), 5147 nucleotides long. RefSeq names its product ectonucleoside triphosphate diphosphohydrolase 4 (gene ENTPD4). Gene Ontology annotation, biological process: nucleoside diphosphate catabolic process. Gene Ontology annotation, molecular function: nucleoside diphosphate phosphatase activity. Gene Ontology annotation, cellular component: membrane. NCBI's taxonomy places the organism in Eukaryota, Metazoa, Chordata, Mammalia, Eulipotyphla, Soricidae. The record is from RefSeq and is a predicted model, not a curated record. Bases 274 to 2127 code for a protein of 617 amino acids. The transcript is spliced from 13 exons.
UCCCUGCGCAGGCGGUGACGCGGCUCCCGCUGGGUCGCGGCGGCGCGGCUCCCGGGAAGGAGCGGAGCCCGCAGGAAUCCGCUCUCACGCUCGGCCGCUGCCGCCGUGCGCGGUGGCCGGGAUGCGCUCAGCUCGCGGCGUCUCGCGCGCAGGAGCCCGGGCCGCCGAAUCGGGAGCUGCUGCAGAGCAGGAGGGCUGCCGAAGCCGGUCUCUGUAAUGGUGCGUGAGGAACCCGCGAGGCCCAGGACGUUGCCUGACCGCUGAACCGGCACAAUGGGGAGGAUCGGCAUCUCCUGUCUUUUUCCUGCUUCCUGGCACUUUAGCAUCUCUCCAGUGGGGUGUCCUCGGAUUCUGAACAUCAACUUGCGUCAGAUCAUUGUUCUUAGCAUGGUGGCUGCUGCUGCUUCCCUUUUAUACUUUUCUGUUGUCAUAAUCCGAAAUAAGUAUGGGCGGCUCUCAAGGGACAAGAAAUUUCAAAGGUACUUGGCACGAGUCACUGACAUCGAAGCCACAGACAUCAGUAACCCCAACAUGAACUACGGGAUCGUGGUGGACUGUGGGAGCAGUGGGUCUCGGAUCUUCGUCUACUGCUGGCCAAGGCACAAUGGCAAUCCUCACGAUCUCUUGGACAUCAGACAGAUGCGAGAUAAGAACCGGAAGCCAGUGGUGAUGAAAAUAAAGCCUGGCAUUUCAGAAUUUGCUACCUCUCCGGAGAAAGUCAGCGACUACAUUUCUCCGCUCUUGAACUUUGCUGCACAGCACGUGCCGAGGGCCAAGCACAAGGAGACCCCACUGUACAUCCUCUGCACCGCCGGGAUGAGAAUCCUUCCCGAAAGUCAGCAGAAAGCCAUCCUUGAGGACCUCCUGACUGACAUCCCCCUGCACUUUGACUUCCUCUUUUCGGACUCUCAUGCAGAAGUAAUUUCAGGGAAACAAGAAGGUGUGUACGCUUGGAUCGGCAUUAAUUUUGUCCUUGGACGCUUUGAGCAUAUUGAGGACGAUGACGAGGCCAUUGUAGAAGUCAACAUUCCCGGCAGCGAAAGCAGCGAAGCCUUCCUCCGCAAAAGAACAGCCGGUAUUCUCGACAUGGGCGGCGUGUCGACCCAGAUAGCAUACGAAGUCCCCAAAACUGUAAGCUUUGCCUCCUCACAGCAGGAGGAAGUAGCCAAGAACUUGUUAGCCGAGUUUAACUUGGGAUGUGACGUCCACCAGACGGAGCAUGUGUACCGAGUCUACGUGGCCACCUUUCUCGGGUUUGGUGGCAACGCCGCUCGUCAGAGAUACGAAGACAGGCUGUUUGCCAGCACGGUUCAGAAAAACAGGCUCCUCGGGAAGCAGACCGGCCUGGCUCCUGACACACCCUACCUGGACCCCUGCUUGCCCCUGGACAUCAAAGAUGAAAUCCAGCAGAACGGACAGACCCUGUACCUCCGGGGAACUGGGGACUUCGACCUGUGUCGAGAGACUCUCCUGCCUUUCAUGAACAAGACGAACGAGACGCAGACGUCCCUCAACGGCAUCUACCAGCCCCCCAUCCACUUCCAGAACAGCGAGUUCUACGGCUUCUCGGAAUUCUAUUACUGCACCGAGGACGUGUUGCGGAUGGGGGGAGACUACAACGCUGCUACGUUCACUAAAGCCGCCAAGGAUUACUGUGCAACAAAGUGGUCGAUCCUUCGAGAACGCUUUGACCGAGGGCUGUAUGCUUCUCACGCUGACCUCCACAGGCUGAAGUACCAGUGCUUCAAGUCCGCCUGGAUGUUCGAGGUGUUCCAUAAUGGCUUUUCGUUUCCUGUCAACUAUAAAAAUUUAAAGACAGCCUUGCAAGUUUAUGACAAGGAGGUUCAGUGGACGCUUGGAGCCAUUCUUUACAGGACCCGCUUUUUACCUUUAAGGGACAUCCAGCAGGAGACCUUCCGGGCCGGGCACGCGCACUGGCGCGGCUUCUCCUUCGUCUACAAUCACUACCUGUUCUGGGGCUGCGUGCUGGUGGUCCUGCUGUCCAUCCUGCUCUACCUGCUGCGGCUGCGGCGCAUCCACCGCAGGAUGCUGCGCGGCGGCCCCGCCAGCGCCGCCCUCUGGCUGGAGGAGGGCCUGGCCCCCCAGAAGACUGCUGGGGCCCUGUGAGCCCAGCCCCCAAGACUUUCUAAAGGAAAAGCCAUUUUUUUUUGCCUCAGGGUUUCUCCUUUUUUUUUUUUUUUUUUUUGUUUUUCCCUCCUGUUGGCUUUAUUUUUCCUUCCCUCUUCCUAUGUGGAACGAAAAAAACACAAUCCAAUGUUGUGUUGAGUUGUGUUGUCCUAGAGGUGUUCCCCGUGGUGGUUGUGUUGCCCAGCUUUCAAGGGAAGCAGAGGGAAAAGGGGAAAAAUCACCUCAUUGUGGCUGCUUGGGGCUCCUAGGGCUUCCUGAAGAUACGUUCAGUUGUUUUUAACAGAUCGCACUUUGAUAUCCUGGGAAAUGCACAGAUGUGUUUCCUCUUUGUGGAGCUAAGACUGAAGAACGAAACUUCUACACAACCAAAAUACAGAGACUGAAAUCGCAACUUAAUUCUUUCCACCUUUAUCUUGAGAGUUCUCGUGUAGAAGGUGUUGUUUGUUGAAUUUGUAUUUUAUUGUUCAGGUCUUUGCAGAUUUAAAAAUUUUAAAAAAAGAAAACGAAAAAUCCUUUGUAUCCAAAGUAGAGAAAUACAGGCAGCUGAAAGCAAUUACUUUUUUUCAAUGGAUAAUGAAGAGACCUGAAAAAAGCUGAAAUACUGAUCCGGGCUGUACGUGUGUAACUGCUAAUGGAAAAGAAUGAGAGGGUUCACGUGCUGCAGAAUUUCUUUUUCAUGAUGUAAAAUCCCAGUAACCAUCGUCGUCGUAUCCCGACCACAGGUAACUCCUUCCUGGUCCCAUCUCCCAGCAGCCGAGGACACUUUGUCUUUGAGGUUCCAUCAUAAGGUUUUCCUCUUACUGGCACCAGAGUGCUUGCACACCAGCAGACUCACUCGUGGGUCUUCUCAGUGAUACAUUUUGCAUGUUUAGGUGGGUCCCAGUUUCAUCUGACUUCAAAUCAGCAACCUGUCCCUUGGUUUUUUAAAAAAAUAAUAAUAAUUAUGUCUCUACAGGUAUAAUACAGCAGGUAGAUCAGGCACUCAUGUUGCACACGGCUGACCUGGGUUCAAUCCCCGGGACCCCGUGUGGACCCCUGGGCCCACUAGGGGUGAUCCCUGAGUGCAGAACCAGGAAUAAGCCCUGAGCACCGCCAGGUGUGGCCCAGAAACAAAAUGAAAUGUCUCUGCAGUUUUAUUUUGGAGGCCCCUUCCGGAGCUUGCUUGGUUUUCUCUGCGGAUGCUGUGCUCACCGCCAGUCAGCAGAGCUUGCUCCGGCCCCCGGGAGAGGAGGGGCUGAGUCUAACGUAAGAAAGAAAUUCACAUUCUGAAAAAAAAAAAAAAAAAAAAAAAAAAAAACCAACUUGGGCCUUUUAAACGAAAACCUAAAAGGACAACAGGACCGGCAUGUAUGGAUUUAGUUAUUUUUCACCUGUUCAUUUAGUUGAGAAUUCUUUGGGAAUUCUCAUUCAGUGAUUUUUUUCCCCCCCAGGAGAAGUGCUCUGUGUACAUGCAUGCUAAUCCUUUCCCCAGAGAGUUAAAUUUAUCUAGUUGGUAGCAGGGAACUAUUUUGAGCCCAUCAGCUGCUUUAAAAAAAAAAAAAAAUCACUGAGUAGAGAAAGAAUUCAGAUUCUAAAGCUUCUAGUAACCUAGAAAAAAACCUGCUUUAUUAAUUAAUGUGGCAUACUGUAUAUUAGUGACUUGAAAGCUUACAAAUUUGUGGGAAGAUCCAAUUUUUUUUUAUCCUGUCCUUCAAAAUGAUAAUCUGGCGAGGGCAGAGUGAGAGGGGGCAGGCUUGCCUCUGUCACAGCUCAGCAGGGGGCAGGAGCUAUGUGUGCCUUAGUCAGGCUAGUCCCAUUUCAGAGCCGCGGGCCAGGCCCCCGAGGGCUCCCGCCGCUGUCAUUCCACAGCGAGAGAAAUCCUGACCCCCCAGUAAAUACGGUUCCUUACCAAGACACGGUCACACAUGAGCAGCUGUGUCGGGAUACCCCAGGUGCAGAAGCUAGCAGACAGACGGCUUCUCCGUGUAUCCUUACAUGGAAUUUGACCUGUCACUCCCGGUGAGACGGCGGUGAAGAGAGAGCUCACACUUCUGGUCCUCCACCCGGCCAGCUGGAGGGAAUCUCCGCUGUGCAGGAUGAAAAUUUUUCUCCUCGGUCGAGCCUUUCAAAUCAAGGCCAAGGAUAUGCCAGCAUAGACCGUGACUUGAAUUGUCCCCCCCUCCUGUAAAGAGUCACUUUUUAAAAAUAAAGACUGCCGGUUGGGUCCAGUUCUGCACAGAUUGGCAAGCAGAGGCUAAUGCCACAGAGAGCAGCCAGACGACGCCAGGCCUCUGGAGUCCUCUGCAAGGACCGACCUGCUUCCAGUCAGGACCCCUGAACUAGGGUUCCAGCGCCCAGUGUUACACAGUUAAAUGCAUGCAUUUCCCUCCAAAAUCCACUGCGGGGUGGGGUUUGGCAAACUGUCAUACCCCACAGGGAAAUCUACACCUUGAGACGAGAACGGUCUUAAAGGGCCAUUAAAGGAACAGUUGAGCAAGAUGCUAAAGAGACUGUAUGUGGCCUAGAGACCCUAAAGAAUUUUACCAAAGGGCCCUUUCCAGAAGAUGCUGGUUUGUGGGGACAGUUAAGAAUCCAGACAAACAUCUCGGGCACUGUAGGAGCCACCCAGUAAAGCGACAGCACAAUAAAGCAGGUCACACGGUUUGUUUCCUCAGAGCAUAAGAAAGUUAUGUUUAUCCUAGAGUCCACUAUUUAAAAUCCCCCGUUACCAUCAUUGUGUCCUGACCACAGGUAACUCCUUCCUGUGUCCAUUAAGUGUGCAGUAACAUUAUGUCAAAAAACAGCCUGUACAGACCUUUAUAAAAUGUCACUCAGAGAUGCAGUGAGCACCUGCUGUUUGGAAAAUGGCACCGAGGGACUUUUCCCGGUGUGGAGUUGCCGUAAACUGUUCAUGUGGAGGAGGGGAAUGAAGUAUCUGUGAAGCACAAUAAAACAGUGUACCCCCAUCUACAGAAGCAUUCUUCUAAUUUAGAAAGGGAGUUAACCUUUUGUAGGUACAC